Molecule: messenger RNA, 1521 nt
Organism: Colletotrichum spaethianum
Lineage: Eukaryota; Fungi; Ascomycota; Sordariomycetes; Glomerellales; Glomerellaceae
Exons: 3
Coding region: 1-1521 (506 amino acids)
Source: RefSeq, a predicted model, not a curated record
AUGCCCGCCGAGGCAUCGGCGCCCAAGCCAGAAAACGUCUCCAAGCCGCAGAGGAUAGCCUCUGUGUCCUCGGCCACCGCGACAUCGCCGGCGGCGGCGGAUGCAGAGGCCGCAGAGCAGGCAGGCCAGAAACCGCCAACCAUCCAGGCGAACCCCUGGGGCUUCUUCCUCCCCGACGACCUCCCCGACCGCGUCGGCUCCACCUCCCCGACCAAAGAGGCGCUCGCGGACGAUCAGACGCUCUCGGUGAAGCCCCUGAGGAUCGUGAAGACCGGUCCCGCCGAGGAAAAGCCCGGGAGCAGACCUCAGAACGGCGUCUUGGAAGAUGUCGCGCCGGCCGCGGUCGCGGGAGUGGGCGGACCACUUCAGGCCGGCGGGGCCCCCGAUCUGGCGCAACUGGCCCCGGCGCCGCUGAACAUCACACGCCCGCAUUCCCCUGCCGCCCAAGACCGCCCUCUGGGCCCGACGUCGCCCGUGUCCACUGCUCCGUCGGCGUCCCAGCUCCCGUACCCCGUCGACGGCGCCAGCAUCCCAACGCCGGGUCCUCAUCCCAUGCCCCAGCCAGGGGCCCAGAUUACGCUCCCCAUACACCCCGCCGCCGCCGCCGGCCCCUCUCCGAACCCGGCGUCUCCCACAACCUUUGCUCCUUCGCCCCUUACGCCCUUACAAACGGGCACCGCGGCGCAAAAACUGCAACCGCAGCACUACCAGGUUCCUCCCCAGCAGACGUAUACCCAGGCAACGCCCGUAAGCCCCAUCAUCGUCCAGGCCGGGCUGCCACCGACUCUGCCCGCGGGCUCCUACUUCCCCCAACAACCGUCCUACGCCCUUUCGGAAGUAGCCCAACCGGCCCAGGCUCCUCCCUCCGCACAUCACAGCCCCGCGCCGUCGGUCUCGAGCACCACUCAAGCAGGCCCCCAGACCGGCCAGCACUCCCCAGGCCAGCCGUACACAUCUCCGCCCCCGUCGUACAACCAGGUCGUGACCCAAAGCCAACCGUACCCGUACUCCCCAUCCUGCAUCGGCGCAGACAAGAUGGGCUUCCACUACCAGCCCUCUCCGGUCCCACAGCAAUACCCCUACAACCAGCACGCCUCGCCUCCGAUCCCUCAGCCGUCCUACGUCAACGGCCCGCAGCAGUACCAAGCGACCCCCCCGCCCCUCCCGCCGCGGACGUCUCCGCCGGCGCCAGGCCAGCUCGGAUACGCGGCGCCCUCGCCCUACGGCCCGCCUCCGACGCGGCCGAACUACCAGGCCCCGCCUCCCAAGUCCGACUCGCGGCUCUUCAGCAGCGCCACAGCGCGGAAGCUGCUCAGCAAGACGACGGAGCUCAUGGACCAGACCAUCACACCGUACCUCCAGGACCACCGGCACAGGCCGCCGUACAACAUGUACCAGCACCAGAACCAGUACCUGAACCGGCCGCCGUCCGGGCCGCAGGGCCAGUAUCAGCAGCAGCAGCAGCAGGGCUACGCCCCCUCUCAACCCCGCGAGGGCCCCAAUGCGUCUCAUACGCCCUGA